CUGAUUCAGCUCUGAGGCUUUGUGGUUUGGUGAAUUUUGGAUUUGAAAGCGAAGAAAAUAAGAAAGUGGGAAGAACGGAAGAAUUGAAUUCGAUGGUUAUAUGAUCUUGGUUACCUUGAUUGCACUGAAGAGUUGAAUCCAAUUGAGAAUGGGAUCUCAUUUGGACUUUAAAAAUAUUGGCGAUGGACUGAUGCCGGAAGGAAGUGGUGGUGGUGCUGGAAGGUUACCGGGUAAUUUUACACUGACACGACAACCUUCUGUUUAUUCGUUGACCUUCGAUGAGUUUCAGAACUCCAUGGGUGGCCUUGGGAAGGACUUUGGCUCGAUGAACAUGGAUGAAUUACUCAAGAACAUCUGGACUGCUGAAGAGACUCAAGCCAUGGCUUCUUCCUUAGGUAUUGCUGAAGGUGGGUUCCCUGGAGGGAAUCUGCAGAGGCAGGGUUCUCUAACUCUGCCUCGGACGCUCAGUCAGAAGACCGUUGAUGAAGUUUGGAGAGACUUGUUUAAGGAUAGUAACGAUGGCAAGGACGGGAGCAGCACCGGGGUAUCAAAUUUGCCGCAGAGGCAACAGACUUUAGGGGAGAUGACUCUGGAGGAGUUCUUGGUGAGAGCAGGGGUUGUGAGAGAAGAGGCUCAGAUUGUCGCAAAACUGAAUGAGAAUAGGUUUGUCAGCGAUUUUUCACAUUCUAAUGGCAACACCGGUCUUACUCUCGGAUUUUCACAGCCGCAUCGGACCGGCGGAGCUGUCGCCAAUCGGACUGUUGAGAGCAACAACCUAUUACAGAAUCAAUCUCUAAACCUAACUAUCAAUGCAAAUGGGAUCAUAUCCUCUCUGCAGCAGCCGCAUCAAUCACCACAACCACAAACACAAACACAGCAACAGAAGCAGCAGCAGCAGAAACAACAACAACAGCAACUUUUCCCCAAGCAAGCGCAAGCUACCGUGGCUUAUGUUCCCCCAGUGCAUUUAGCAAACAGCGUGCAGCUGGGUAGCCCUGGAGUGAGGGGUGGAGUUGUAGGAAUCGCGGAUCCGGUUGUAAACCAUGGUUUCGUUCCAGGUGGUGGGAUGGGCAUGGUUGGUUUAGGAGCUGGGGCUGUUGCAGUUGCAUCUGGAUCUCCCGCAAAUCAGUUCUCUACGGACGGGCUUACUAGGAGUAAUGGGGAUACUUCUUCCUUGUCUCCAGUUCCUUAUGCGUUCAAUGGAGGUCAUAGGGGGAGGAAUCGCAGUGGGGCUGUGGAGAAAGUGGUCGAGCGGAGGCAGAGGAGGAUGAUUAAAAACAGAGAGUCAGCUGCAAGAUCACGGGCUCGUAAGCAGGCUAAGCGGAAACCAACUGUGCGGAAUCCAAACAUUGCAUCUGUGCCAUAUAUUGGAUAUGACUUCUCCUUCUCAAUGCUUAUACCAUGGAACUGGAAGCAGAAGUUGCAAAACUUAAGGAGGAGAACCAAAAAUUGCAGGAAAAACAGGCAGAAAUCAUGGAAAUGCAGAAAAACCAGAUCUUGGAGAAGAUGAAUCAGCAAAGAAUACCCAAGAAGCUAUGCUUGAGAAGGACACAGACUGGCCCUUGGUAGAGUUGAAAGAUUGGGACUGUGAUCCAACAACCUCAAUGUGCAGAGUGAGGCCGUUCACUAAAGUUCAAGGAUUGGUCUGUGUACUGGAAAUCUGCUUGAAAUGUUACUAUUAUAUCGAGGGUAGUUAGCUGUACAUAUAGAACGGAAAGGAGUGGUGUGCUGUAUAUUGAGUUGAGAGUAGUAAUAUCUUGUUGGUUAAACUUCCCCAUUAGUACAGUUUCAUCUUGCUUCUCUGUUGAUUGAGUUAGGUAGUGUAGGAAGCAAACUUUGUGGUGCAGCAGCUGCAGUUUAAUGCUACAUCAGAACGCAUCAACCAACCACUUAUC
Molecule: messenger RNA, 1895 nt
Organism: Telopea speciosissima
Lineage: Eukaryota; Viridiplantae; Streptophyta; Magnoliopsida; Proteales; Proteaceae
Product: bZIP transcription factor TRAB1-like
Exons: 5
Coding region: 149-1510 (453 amino acids)
Biological process (GO): positive regulation of DNA-templated transcription
Cellular component (GO): nucleus
Molecular function (GO): DNA-binding transcription factor activity
Source: RefSeq, a predicted model, not a curated record